AUGGCCGUUCCAGAGGCACAAAACUCCGUCGGUUUGGACGAUCUCCGGGAAAACGGCCCGGUAAUUCUCGCCGACUCCCUCACUAGCAGAAGGCUUCCGGCCCUCAGGCUCGUUUCUCGCCUUCUAAAAGACAAGGACAGUGGGCUUCUUGAAGACAAGAGUCUUCUUCAAUCUUUGGCCACGCUGGUCCUCAAGAGCUACAACUACUACCAGGACGCUGCGCUGAGGACGGCGGCCACGGAGGUGCUUGAACUGUUGGCGAAUCUCGAUUCUGCCUACGCCAAAGCCUCCCACAAGUUUAUAUCCAAUGUUGCGGGAAAACUGGGCAAUUUGGCCUUGACCGACCUUGUGUCCUUGUUGGCGUGGACGUGCAUGCUUCUUGCCACCGACCUGAAGGCGGCAGGGUCCGAAUUGACCGCUUUGGCGUCGACACAUGCGGUUCUUUUGGGCAGUAUUGCUGGUGUUCAAAGAAAGGGCACACACACGAAAAGAGUGCUUGAUUCGGCGCUAGCCCAGUCGAAGAAUACGUUGAUCAAGGUGCUUUUGCUGGGUGAACCGGCUUUGGUGGAGCAUCUCGCUCAGAAGGUGAUUUCGGACCUGAUAGACCCUUCUGCUGCUACGCUAUACUUGGCGGUAUUGGCUGAAGCCGUUCACGACCUCCAACCGACCCAUCCAGCUUACAUUGCACGCUUGAAGGAAUCACCUGCAAACGGCAAGGUGGUGGACUUUUUCCUGGAAAAGGUGCUUUUAGCGAAAACGGCCCCUCAGUCGUUUUCCAUUGCCUACUUCACCAAAUGGUACAUUGGAGAGAUUCUCUCUGCGGACGUCUUCACGCAGAAAAUCCUCCCUAAUCUCGAGAAGGCCAUUCUUCGUUCAUCGGAAAUCGGUUUCUGUCACCUCGUUGAACCUCUCUUUUCCACACCCACAGAAGCCACCGAUUUGAGUACCGUUUUUGCAUCUUCCAAGCUUCUUGGCCACACGCUCAGCGGUGUGAAAUCCACUAAGGAGCACGUCAGAGAUAAAGCAGCCGAAGCAUUGGCGUUGAUUUUCAAAAACGCCUUGCCUCAUGUUUCUCUUGCUGAUUCGGGAAAAAUCGUCGAUGAAGUGAUCAAGGCAUUCAAGGGCACUACCAAUGCCGAGGCCAAGGUGCUUUUUGCAAAGAGCUUGGGUGAUUUGCGUGUGCCUGAAGAGCAAAACGGGAAGCUUUUCGAUGCCCUUCUUCCGUUGGUUGCAAAAGAGCUGAACGAGAAUAUCCUCGCUGCUUUGAACACCGUUUUGAUUGGAAACUACGUCUUUGCCUUGCGUAACAAGCAGAAUCCUUCAGAGAAGGUGCUGGCUCAGAUCAAAACAGGCUUGGCCAGUCCAAAGCUCAAUUUGAGAAAGAUCUGGGCGGUUUCUUUGGGAGACGCUCUUUAUAGAGAUCAGGAGGAGAACGAAGCCGUGGUGCUGUUUUUCGAGUCUCUUCUUCCCGAAUUGACCAAAUCUCUUCAAGAGGCUGUUCUGUCGCCGCUUUUGACCGUUUCCAACAAGGGCAUUGCCUGUGCAUAUGUGCUUGCCAAGCUCAAGGGCGUUGAACAAAAAUGGUCACUUCGUGCACUUAUAGCAUCUUUUGAGCACACAGAAGAGAAGAACGUGAAGUUUGGCUCUGCGCUUAUUUUCUUUGCCAUUUCUGCCAAUGUGGCUUUCGACGUUCGUAUUGAGGCCUUGGAGAGUCUCCGUGCUUUGAUGAACAAGAGCGGUGAGAAAGCCAGUGACAUUGUCAUUCCUGCUCUUCAAGAAACCUUGAAAUCUGCCGAGGAGAACUCUCAGGAAGUCGCCGAAUUAAACCUCGAUUUGAAGCACCUCGCCCAGGUCCUCAACGUUUUGGUUCAACAGAUCAACCCCGAUUUGUCAAUCAAGAACCUCAUCCAAAUCCCAGUCAAGGAACAGUGGAUCGGAGUCGCCUUGAGAGCUUCUCUUGAUCCUGGUCGUGUGGUGGAAUCUCACGCUGACGAAGUCCUCGACCACCUUCUUAAUACCCUUUCUACUGCUCCUAUUGGAGGAGAUAUUUUUAAUGCUGCAAAGAAGGCCUUUGUCACUGUCGGAUUCGUCAAUCCUGAGGUGACGGCGCCAAAGAUUGCCGAUAUCCUUGAAACUGAUUUGGAUACGGCUACUCUAGAUGAGUAUGAUGCUACCGCUAUCAAGAUCUGGAAAGCAGAGGAGGGCGAGGUUGUUGUGGAUGUUUUGAACGAUGGUAAGCAAAAACCAGCCGACAAAAACAGCAAGGACUACGAAACAAGGAAAUGGGAGGAAAACCUCAAGAAGGAGCUUGCCCAGAAGAAAGGUGCCAAAAAGCUCACCAGAGAAGAACAGCAGCUUGUCAAGGAGCAGUUGGCUAAAGAACUGGAAAUCCGCAAGAAUGUGGAGGCCAGAGUUCGUAUCUACACUAGAGCACUCCACAUUGUUCAAGAGCUCACGAGUGGUUCUGACGUUUUGACGUCUGGAGGUACCCGCUGGUACUUGAACGCUGUAAACGGCAUUUUGAGUGUUGUCAAGCAUCCCUUGGCGGUGGACAUUUUUGGCGAUUUCGCUAUUAAAGUAUUUAUUGACGGAUCCAGGUUGAUCAACAACAGACUCGGGGUUUUGAAGGAAAUGACCGGUGUGGCUGUUUUGAGAGUUCACGACGUCCAGGGUAUUCCAGAGAACUAUUUGGAAUUGUCUUUGAUUGAAUUGUUGAGCAAGGUGUUGUUCAGAAUCAAGAUCUUGGCCGACGACUGGUUUGACAAAACCUCCUUCAUUUACGUUUUGCCAAUGCUUACCCAGAUCCUCGUCCAGGGCCGUGAAUUGGCUCUCAAGAACUCCAAAAAGCGUACGGUUACAUCUGAGUUCGAGGAAGAGGACCCUCAGGAGGAACAGCUUCUUUUGACUGUCGAUAUCAUUUCCACUUUGGCUCAGUGUUUCAGCGACGAGACCAUCACAAGAGACACCAUUUUGAACUCGUUGCUUUCGUUGAUGAAGAUCCCAACGAAGGCCAAGUUGGCAAAGGAGUGUUUCUUGACCAUCUGCCAGCACAUUUCGAUCUCGCUUUCAAAAGCUGAUAUUGACCUUUUUUUGAGCAGCAUCAUCACCCCAGAUGUUUUUGUUAAGCACGCCAUUUUGCAAGGUAUCGAUUCUGAGUUCGAUUUGAGCGACGACUUGAGCUACUCCAAUGAGCUUUGGAUUGCUACCCACGAUAAUGACGCUGCUGUUGCAGAAUUGGCUGCAACCAUCUGGGACGAUAACAAGUUUGAGCUUGUGGACGAUGCUGUCAACAGACUUUUGAAGUUCUUUGGUCACGAGGACGCUGGUAUGCGUUUGACGGUCGCCAAGGCCACGGCUUCUGCUGUUGCUUUCUUGAAACCCAAGGUUUCAGAUGUUUUCGAUACCGCCUUGGAGUUGUUGAUCACCUUGUUCUAUGAAACGGAAAAUCCACCACCACCGCCUCUUGACAAGUUCGGUCUUCCAAUUACCAACCACGCAAGCCAGAAGGAUGCAUGGGAGGACAGAUCGACCGUUGCAUUGGCCUUGAAGGAAUUGGCUCCUAUGUUUGAAUCCAAGGAGUCUGUUGAAAAAUUGUUCUUCUUUUUGGUUGACAGGGAGACUUUGGGCGACAAGGAGAGUCUCGUUGGACAGGAGCUUCUUGAGGCCGGUGUGGCUGUUCUUGAACAUCACGGACGUACCCACGUUGAGCUGUUGAUUCCGAUUUUCGAGAAAUGUCUUUCCCAAAAGGACGAAGGUUCCAAGAAACAGGACCGUAUCAAAGAAAGUGUCAUUAUUCUUUACGGUACUCUUGGCAGAUACCUUGAUUCGCUGGACGACCGUUUGCGUAUCAUUGUGGAGAGACUUCUUUCUACUUUGGACACACCCUCCGAGGACGUUCAGUACGCUGUUUCUGAGUGUAUUGCUCCUCUUGUCAAGUCCAUCGAAUCCAAGUUGCAAGACCACCUUGACACGCUUUUUGAGAAGCUCUGGAGAGGCCAAAACCUCGCCAUCAGACAAGGUGCAGCUUACGGUAUUGCUGGUUUGGUGAAAGGUGCUGGAAUCCGUUCUUUGUUCAGCAACGACGUCAUGAGAAACAUCAUGUCUGCUGCUGAAGACAAGAAGGGUGAGCGUAUGAGAGAAGGUGUUUCAUUUGCAUUGGACUGUUUGUCCCAGAGUUUGGGUGCCAGAUUUGAGCCAUACGUUAUUGAAGCACUUCCAAUUAUCUUGAAGUCUUUGGGUGAUUCUAGUGCUGCAGUUCGUGAGGCUACCGAUAUGGCUGCAAGACAGAUCAUGAAGAGCUCCACCAGUUACGGUGUCAAGAAGAUGAUUCCGCUCACCAUCUCCCACAUGGACGACAUUGCAUGGAGAACCAAGAAGGGCUCUGUGGAGUUGCUUGGUUCCAUGGCGUACCUUGAUCCCACCCAAUUGUCUGCAUCUUUGUCGACGAUUGUGCCCGAAAUUGUGGCUGUUUUGAACGAUUCCCACAAGGAGGUCAGAAAAGCAGCCGAACAGGCGUUGAAGCGUUUCGGAGAGGUCAUCAGAAACCCCGAGAUCCAGGCCAUUGUGCCCGAUUUGAUCAACGCCAUCGGCGAUCCUACCAAGUACACCGAUCUGGCUCUCGACAAAUUGAUCAAGACCCAGUUUGUGCAUUACAUCGACGGUCCUUCUCUUGCGCUUAUUAUCCACGUUAUCCACCGAGGCAUGAAGGACCGCUCUGCCUCCACCAAGAAGAAGUCGUGCCAGAUUGUCGGAAACAUGGCUAUUUUGGUCGACAGCAAGGACCUUCUUCCUUACUUGGGCAGCCUUGUGGCUGAGUUGGAGAUCGCCAUGGUCGACCCAGUUCCUGCUACCAGAUCCACCGGUGCCAGAGCUUUGGGUUCUUUGGUUGAAAAGCUCGGAGAGGAGCAGUUCCCAGAUUUGAUUCCUCGUCUUGUGGACACCUUGAAGGACCAAACCAAGACCGGCGACCGUUUGGGAUCUGCCCAGGCGCUUGCAGAGGUGAUUUGCGGUCUUGGACUUGCGAAAUUGGACGAAAUGCUUCCCGACAUUUUGAAACAGGCCUCUUCGCCAUACUCCCACGUUCGUGCUGGUUUCUUGCCGUUGUUGUUGUUCUUGCCAGUUUGUUUCGGCUCCCAGUUUGCGCCUUACUUGAGCAGCAUCAUUCCACCGAUUUUGGCUGGUUUGGCAGACACCGACGAGGAAAUCAGAGACACCGCUUUGAAGGCGGGCCGUUUGAUUGUCAAGAACUACGCCAACAAGGCCAUCGACUUGUUGCUUCCCGAAUUGGAACUUGGUCUUGCCGAUUCCUCCUACAGAAUCCGUCUCUCCUCGCUCGAGCUUACCGCAGACUUGUUGUUCCAGGUUACCGGUAUUUCUGGUAAAAACGAGCUCACCGAGGAGCAGAGCUCUGUCAACCGUAACCUCGUGGAGGUGCUUGGCCAAGAACGUCGUGACCGUAUUUUGGCUGCUCUUUUCGUGUGUCGUUCCGACGUUACAGGUGUGGUUCGUGCUGCUGCUAUCGAUACCUGGAAGGCCUUGGUGGCCAACACGCCUCGUACGGUGAAGGAGAUCAUUCCAAGCUUGACACAGAUUAUCGUCAGAAGAUGUGCCUCGAGCGACGAAACCCACAGAGUUAUCGCUGCCACUACACUUGGAGAGGUUGUUCGCAGAGUGGGUGCAAAUGCUUUGAACCAAUUGUUGCCCAGUUUGGAAGAAUCGCUUGUUUCUGGCGAUACCGACGCCAAACAGGGUAUUUGCAUUGCUCUUACGGAAUUGAUCAAUUCUGCUUCCGAGGAUGCCUUGCAGAACCACCAGGACGUUUUCAUCAGAAUUGUGCGUGCAUCCUUGGUGGACCUGUCUCCAGAAGUCAGAAAAGCCGCUGCUCUGGCCUUCGAGGCUCUUCAGAACCAUUUGGGCAAAGUCGUCAUCGACGAGGUCUUGCCAAACUUGUUGCACCUUUUGGAAUCCAAGGAGGACUCCGAAAACGCUCUCUUGGCUUUGCAGGAUAUCAUGGAGACCAAGGCGGACAUUAUUUUCCCGAUUUUGAUCCCCACCUUGUUGAGCCCACCAAUCGAUGUUUCCAAGGUCAAGGCGCUUUCCUCUCUUGCUUCCGUUGCUGGCCAUGCCUUGUACUCUCGUUUGGGCUCCAUCGUCAACACCUUGUUGCAGGCUGUGAUCGAUGCCAAAAAGAACGGAUCUCCAGAGGAACAGGAGCAGGUCAAGGACUCUUUCGACAAGAUUUUGCUUUCCAUCGAAGACGACGAAGGCGUCCAUCCAAUCAUGCAACAGUUGAUGUCGUUGGUGAAACACCAGGAUGCCGACAAGAGAGCUGCUAUUUGCGAGCGUCUCGGUCCAUUCUUCUCCAACACCAACCUCGACUACUCCAUCUACGUGCCUGACAUGGUCACCCAGUUCAUUCUUUCUUUGGGCGAUAAGGAGCCUGAGGUUGUGGCUGGUACUUUUGAAGCUUUGAGCGCUUUGGUCAAGGCCCAGGAUAAAUCGAUGCUUGAAAAAUUGGUCAAACCUGCCCACCAGUCCUUGUCGAUUGCCGGCGUCAGAGGCGAAGAAUUGGCUGGUUUGGCCUUGCCUAGGGGCCCCAGCUGUGUGUUGCCAAUUUUCUCUCACGGCUUGAUGUACGGAAAUGCUGAACAGAGAGAAAUGUCUGCCUUGUCGAUUGCCGAGAUCAUUCUGAGAACGCCUGCUGCCAACUUGAAGCCUUUUGCAACCACCAUCACCGGUCCUUUGAUUCGUGUCAUUGGAGAAAGAGUUUCUGCCGACAUCAAGCUGGCGAUUUUGACCGCCUUGACGAACUUGUUGGAGAAGAUUCCGCAGUUCUUGAGACCGUUCAUCCCCCAGCUUCAGAGAACUUUUGUCAGAUCCUUGAGCGACGUCUCCAACGACAAAUUGAGACUUGGAGCUGUCAAUGCAUUGGGCGUUUUGAUCGGUUUCCAGCCCCGUGUGGACCCCUUGGUCACCGAAUUGGUCCAGGGUACCAAGAACGCCGAGGACCAGGGCAUCAAGACCGCCAUAUUGAAGGCCUUGUUCCAGGUUGUGGUUAAAGGUGGUAAGAAUAUGAGCGAAGCUUCGAAAUCGUCCGUUAUGGCAUUGGUCGAAGAGGAGAUCAACACCGUCAGCGACAAGUCAGCGGUGGCUUAUGCCCGUCUUCUUGGUUCGCUUUCUCAGAUCUUGUCUACUGAGGAGGCCUCCAACAUCUUGCUGUCCAAGAUCUUGAACAAGCGCCACGACAGCGAGGAGAUGAAGUUUGCCGUUUUGUCCAUCAACUCGUUUUUGAGAGACUCGCCCAAGCACAUUUUCGAAACCGGCAUGGUCGAAGAGAUUGUGCACUUUAUUGGUGAGUGCUCAGACAACACUGUUCCAUACAUCAGCGACAAUGCUGUGAUUGCCAUGGGUAAGCUUUUGUUGCUUCAUGGCGAGGUGGCUUCUCCUAAACAGGCUGGCGAUGAAAAAGCAUCUUCUCCAUUUGAACUUCCCGAGGCUUCUAUCAAAAAGUUGAUUUUCCAGUUGUGCAAGUGUGCGCUCAAACCAGAGCUGAACUCGCCAGAUUCCAGAAGAUUGUCAUUGGUUGUUUCGCGUACCGUGGCCCGUUUCAAGCUCCAGCAGCUUGUUCUUCCUCAUCUCAACGAAAUUGGCCCUGCUGUUUUCGCCUGUUUGAGAGACGGUAUUAUUCCUAUCAGACUUGCCGCUGAAAAGGCAUAUUUGGCUGUUUUCAACUUAAUCGAAGACGCCGAAAUGAAGGCGUUCAACGACUGGUUUGCCGAGGCUUCCAAGGGCCCUAUCACCACGGUUGUUGGUACUACUAUCCAACCUAGAUCCAUUGGAGACUACACCAAGAGAGUUGCUUCUAGAUUGGCCACUGUGGAAAGAGAAAGAUUGCAGGAUGGUGGAGACGACGAGGCCUUGUUCAGUGAUCGCUUCGAGGAUGAAAACGAGGUUUGGGCCGUUGGAGGAAAUUAG
Molecule: messenger RNA, 7974 nt
Organism: Candidozyma duobushaemuli
Lineage: Eukaryota; Fungi; Ascomycota; Pichiomycetes; Serinales; Metschnikowiaceae
Gene: GCN1
Product: Gcn1p
Exons: 3
Coding region: 1-7974 (2657 amino acids)
Biological process (GO): regulation of translation; cellular response to amino acid starvation
Cellular component (GO): cytosol
Molecular function (GO): protein kinase regulator activity
Source: RefSeq, a predicted model, not a curated record